This is a messenger RNA of Monascus purpureus, 1650 nucleotides long. The record is from the annotation of a GenBank genome assembly. Lineage: Eukaryota; Fungi; Ascomycota; Eurotiomycetes; Eurotiales; Aspergillaceae.
AUGCCCGAGGAUCAUUCCGCGGCAGCGUCAGCAAGCGAUGGUGUCAGAGCGCCGGCGACGGAGCGCACGGCCUUGCUGGGCGAUGCCCGCUCGACAGCCAGCUCCGACGACAGUGAGGCCCCAGACGAUCCCGUGUUGAAAGAAGCCAGCACGAGGGAAUUGAUUCUGAUUCUGGGGAGUAUCUGGCUGGGUGUCUUUCUUGCUGCAUUAGAUACAACCGUUGUCGCGACGCUUACGGCUCCCAUAUCCUCUUCAUUCCACUCGUUCUCGCUGCUUUCCUGGCUGGCGACCUCGUACCUCAUCUCCAAUGCGGCCGUUCAGCCGCUCAGCGGUCGACUGACCGAUAUCUUCUCCCGACGGGCAGGAUUGCUCUUCUCCAACUUCUUCUUCGCCAUCGGUAAUCUCAUCUGCGGGCUCGCGAACAGCGAAUUGUCCAUCGUCAUCGGCCGGAUCGUCGCUGGCAUCGGCGGCGGUGGUUUAACGGUUAUUUCAACCUUUGUCACAUCGGACCUGGUCCCUCUUCGUCAUCGUGGAGUCUGGCAGGGCAUUGGUAAUAUUUUCUAUGGCGCAGGAAGCGGGUUGGGCGGUGUCUUCGGAGGCUGGAUCAACGAUAACUUGGGCUGGAGAUGGGCGUUUUUGAUACAGGUGCCCUUUUUGGUUGUCUCGAUGGUCCUGGUCGCAUUCAAGGUGACCGUACCUGUUAAGGAGACGGACACGUCGAGAAUCAAGCGUGUCGAUUUCCUCGGUGCCAUUACGCUGCUCGUCACGCUUGUUCUGUUCUUGCUCGGUCUCAACGCAGGCGGGAAUCAGGUCCCCUGGACUCAUCCUCUUGUUCUCACUUCAUUGCCUCUGUCUGCAUUGUUCCUGGGUAUAUUCAUCUACGUCGAAGCAAACAUAGCCGCGGAACCAGUCAUCCCCGUCCGUCUCCUGCUGAACAGAACUGUCUUCUCCGCCUGUCUGACGAACUGGUUCGUCACCAUGGCCGUCUUCGGCCUUCUCUUCUACCUCCCCCUUCUCUUCCAGAUACAGGGCUACUCGACCACAGCAGCCGGUGCACGCCUCAUUCCCCAGGCCAUCGGAACCUCCCUCGGCUCACUGGGCUCGGGUAUCCUCAUGCGCACCACGGGCCGGUACAUGCUGUUCAGCCAUAUCUCGAUGAUCCUCCAGAUCCUCUCGACGGGCUUAAUCUGCACUUUGAAGUUAACCUCCCCGCCUAUUCUACCGUUCAUCUAUUUCUUUAUCCUAGGGGCCGCAUACGGGAGCAUUCUCACCGUCACGCUGGUCGGACUCAUCUCGGCCGUCAGCCAUGAUUUCCACGCCGUUGUUACCUCGGCUUCGUACGCAUUCCGCAGCACGGGAAGCACGAUCGGUAUCACCGUUGCCUCGGCCGUUUUCCAGAAUGUUCUCAAGGGGGGCCUGUGGUCGCGGUUCGGGGAUCGGGAGGGUGCCGGCGAUCUGAUCUCUAGGAUUAGGGAUAGUCUCGACGAGAUUAAUAAGAUCCCCGAGGAUUGGAGACCGGGCGUGUUGGCGGCGUAUACGGAUUCGUUGAGGGCGGUGUUUCUGACGCUGCUUGGGUUGAGUGUGUUGGGAGCGUUGGCGAGUUUGGCCAUGAGGGAACAUGUGUUGCAUACGAAUUUGGCAAGGAAGUAA